GAAGGGACGGCGGUGGGAAAGAUGGCGGUGACUCUGGGACCCUCUGGGUGGUGGCAGCGGUGGCGGCGGCAUUUGUCGGCUCGGGAUGGGUCCAGGAUGUUGCUCUUUCUCCUUUUGUUGGGGUCUGGGCAGGGGCCGUGGCCAGUCUGGGCGGGUCAAACGUUCGAGUACUUGAAACGGGAGCACUCGCUGUCGAAGCCCUAUCAGGGUGUGGGCACAGGCAGUUCCUCACUGUGGAAUCUGAUGGGCAAUGCCAUGGUGAUGACCCAGUAUAUCCGCCUUACCCCAGAUAUGCAAAGUAAACAGGGUGCCCUGUGGAACCGGGUGCCAUGUUUCCUGAGAGACUGGGAGUUGCAGGUGCACUUCAGAAUCCAUGGACAAGGGAAGAAGAAUCUGCAUGGGGAUGGCUUGGCAAUCUGGUACACAAAGGAUCGGAUGCAGCCAGGGCCUGUGUUUGGAAACAUGGACAAAUUUGUGGGGCUGGGAGUAUUUGUAGACACCUAUCCCAAUGAGGAGAAGCAGCAAGAGGCCCAGAAGAGGCGAUAUUCUCCAGGAGUCCAGCGAGUGUUCCCCUACAUCUCAGCCAUGGUGAACAAUGGCUCCCUCAGCUACGACCAUGAGCGGGACGGGCGGCCUACGGAGCUGGGGGGCUGUACAGCCAUCGUCCGCAACCUCCAUUAUGACACCUUCCUCGUGAUUCGCUAUGUCAAGAGGCAUUUGACGAUAAUGAUGGACAUCGAUGGCAAGCAUGAGUGGAGGGACUGCAUCGAGGUGCCCGGGGUCCGUCUGCCCCGGGGCUACUACUUUGGCACCUCCUCCAUCACUGGGGACCUCUCGGAUAAUCAUGACGUCAUUUCCCUGAAGCUGUUUGAGCUGACAGUGGAGAGGACCCCGGAAGAGGAGAAGCUGCAUCGAGACGUGUUCCUGCCCUCGGUGGACAACAUGAAGCUGCCUGAGAUGACAGCCCCACUGCCGCCCCUGAGUGGCCUGGCCCUCUUUCUCAUCGUCUUCUUCUCCUUGGUGUUCUCUGUGUUUGCCAUUGUCAUUGGGAUCAUACUCUACAACAAAUGGCAGGAACAGAGCCGAAAGCGCUUCUACUGAGCCCUCCUGUGGCCACAGCCUCUGUGGCUGUCACCCAGAGGGUGUGGGUGUGGGCGGAGCAGGCGCUGGCCUGAGCACAUAGCCCGGCGGGUCUUCUCCCGUCUCCAGCAGCUGGCCAGGGACUCUGUUCUGUCACUGGAGCUUCAGAUGCAGGGAUGCUGCGUUUCCAUGGUCAUCCGUGAUGACGUCUCACUCUGGUUCGGGAGGCCCACCCCUCCCCCAGGGUGACGCUGCUGUGACGUGCCUUUCCCUACAGUCCCACCACUUGGAAGUGAAGAGGGAUGGAGAGCAUAUAGGCUGUGAUGCCAGACCACAUGAAAGGAUUUCACAGCCCAGGCCGUCUUGUUGAAGACCCUUGUACUUCAUUUUUAAAUCUGCAAAGAAUAGAAAACUGGUAACUCUUCAUACCUUCCAGCCAUCCAUCCACUGGUUUUUGCUUUUUGUCUAAGCCUCUGUCCAUCUGAGGAGCUUUCCUUGGAAAUCUGAAUGGAAACUUCUUCCCUGCCUCACUUUGCUCUCCCUCCACUCAUUGUCCUCUGCAGAUGCAGCCUGAGCUGGAGAAGACAUUGGGAUGCCUCUCUGUUGGGGCCCCGGGGCUGCAGAACAGACUUAGGUUUCACUGACCCUCAGCAGGUGGCCACAGGGAGGGGGCCUUCUGCUUUGGCUCACUGCUCAAGCCUUUGUUCUCUAGCAUGGAUCUUGGUUCUGUUGGCGUGUUCAUGACCUUCCCAGUUAGGUCCCUUCAGGCCCUUGAUCAAAUUUGGCUGAAAGCUGGUGUGCAAGUCCAGAGAAGCUUGCUUGAGAGGCUUCACGGAUGCAGUGGGACUGACUGAAACUGACUGCUCCACGGUUCGAUCCCUAAAGCAGCAUUUGCCAUGUGACCCAGCCACGUGGAGAUGUUUCUGGACUCCGGAGCCUACUUAGCUUCGUGUUUUGUGUUCAUCGUGAGUUUUGGAAUCCCAUUUGGAGUGUUCAAAAUAUAAGGAAGUUUUCUUCUUAUAGCCUGAGCUUGGAUACUCCCCAAAGAGGAACACUGGCUUCUUUCUCUUAAUGGAUAAAAAGCAGAUGUGGUUUUAAGUCUGGGAGCAAUAGACCCUCAUUGUCUGUGCCUGGAGGAGUUCGUCGUCACUGAACAGCAGAGCUUGAGUGUCCUCCUCUCUGGGUCACCCCGAUUCCACUGCCUUACCUGACGAGGGGUCACGUGCUGCUCACCUGUCUGCCCCGGGACGCCACUGCUCACAGGCAGAGUCUCCCGGGAGGGCCUGAACUCUGAGCCCUCUUAGCCUGUGCUUCUGUAGCCUGACGGAAAUUCUUAAAAUGGCUAAUGGAAACCAAA
Molecule: messenger RNA, 2437 nt
Organism: Camelus dromedarius (Arabian camel)
Lineage: Eukaryota; Metazoa; Chordata; Mammalia; Artiodactyla; Camelidae
Gene: LMAN2L
Product: lectin, mannose binding 2 like
Exons: 9
Coding region: 22-1101 (359 amino acids)
Biological process (GO): endoplasmic reticulum to Golgi vesicle-mediated transport
Cellular component (GO): endoplasmic reticulum-Golgi intermediate compartment; COPII-coated ER to Golgi transport vesicle; endoplasmic reticulum membrane
Molecular function (GO): D-mannose binding
Source: RefSeq, a predicted model, not a curated record